Miscanthus lutarioriparius is the source of this 2214-nucleotide messenger RNA. The record is from the annotation of a GenBank genome assembly. NCBI's taxonomy places the organism in Eukaryota, Viridiplantae, Streptophyta, Magnoliopsida, Poales, Poaceae.
AUGGCCACGGCAGCUGUCGUGGGUGUUACCACCGGAGUAAUGAAUCCCCUCCUGUCCAAGCUCACCAAGCUGCUGGAAGAAGAGUACGCCAAGUUCAAAGGCGUGCGCAAGCAGAUCAUGUUUUUGAUAGAUGAGCUGAGCGCCAUGAGUGCAACGCUCGAGAUGCUCGCAGAUGCAGAGGAGCUCAACCCUCAAACGAGAAAAUGGAGGGACAAGUUACGUGAGCUGGCCUAUGACUUGGAAGAUUGCAUUGAUGCCUUCAUGAUUCGUGUUGACCAUGAGCAUGAUGGACAUUCGGGCUUCAUCAAGAGGUUCUUCCGCAAGUUGAAGAAACUGAAACCACGUCAUGAGAUCGCCAAACAGAUCCAAGAUCUCAAGGCAUCUGUUAUAGAGGCAAGCGAGAGGCACAAGAGGUACCAGUUAGUCGAUAUCUCUUCCAACUUUGAGUCAAAAAAAAAUAUCUCUUCCAACUCUAGAAGUACAUGUGCUGUUGACCCUCGGCUAUCCGCGCUGUAUGUGGAGAUAGAUAAGCUUGUCGGCAUUGACGGUCCUAAGAAGUAUAUCACUGAGUGGUUAACCAUGGAAACCAAGAAGGCUUCUUCAUCAGAACUUAAAGUGCUCUCUAUUGUUGGUUGUGGAGGUCUUGGUAAGACUACUCUUGCAAACCAAGUCUAUAAAGAUGUUAAAAGCCAAUUUUCAUGUGCAGUUUUCGUCUCAGUCUCUCGAACUCCUGAUGUCAGAAAAGUAUUAAGAGGCAUUGCAAAAGGAGUUGGUAUUACCAGUAAUAUGUUGGAUGAUGAUGAGAAGGAACUCAUUGAUACACUGAGGGAACACCUUCAGGAUAAAAGGUACCUCAUUGUAAUUGAUGAUGUAUGGGAUGCAAAACCAUGGGAGACCAUCAAGCUUGCGUUAAUGAAUAACGAUUGUGGUAGCAGAGUAAUCACUACAACACGUAGCAAUGACGUUGCAUCAUACUUGUCUUCCCAAGGCGGUAAUGUUUACCAAAUGAAAUCUCUCAGUUUUGUGGACUCCAAGAGGUUGCUUUUUAAAAGAGCAUUUGGUUCUGCAAGCUUAUGCUAUACUCAUUUGGGUACUGCUCCGGAUGAGAUAUUAAGAAAAUGUGAUGGUUUACCAUUAGCAAUCAUCACUAUAUCUAGCAUGUUAGCUGAUCAGCACGCAAAAGGUGAAUGGGACAGUGUACUAAAUGAUAUUGGUUCUUCUCUUGCUAAGAAUCCUGGUGCUGAGAAUAUGACGGCCAUAUUAUCUAUGAGUUACUUUGAUAUUCCUCACCAUCUAAGAAGUUGUUUGUUGUACUUGAGUGUGUUUCUAGAAGAUCACAAGAUUGAGAAACAAUGUUUGAUCAGUAGGUGGAUUGCAGAAGGGUUCAUUCAUAAGGAAAAAGGUCAAAAUGAAUAUGAAAUUGGUGAGCGUUACUUCAAUGAUCUGAUCAACAGAAGCAUGAUCCAACCUGUUAGAGUAAAGUAUGGUCAGGUGAAGGCAUGUCAAGUGCAUGACAUCAUCCUUGACUACAUCAAAUGCAAGGCCGCUGAAGAGAAUUUUGUAACUUCAUUAGAUGCUGCAAAGCCUGUAUAUACAUCAGAAUACAAGACGUUGGAUGUGCGAGGCACCAUCAUCAAAGAACUACCACGAACUAUCACGGAACUUCAACAACUGACUCGUUUAUAUGUUGAUUGGUAUACUAGAUUUCCAGAAGGAACAAUAGGAAAGAUGCACAGCUUGGAAGAGCUGAGGAGACCAGAAGAUGUUGAGAUCCUUGGAGAAAUACCCAGUUUGCUUUUUCUGAACUUAGAAAGUGUCGGGGGCACUGGCGGAAGGAUCGUCUUCCCUGGCAACAGCGGAUUCAGAAGUCUAAAAUAUUUCUCCCUGCGUAUCGAUAAGUGUGGGACCUCCCUGGAGUUUGAAGCGGGAUCAAUGCCAAAGCUUGAGCACGUGAAGCUUGAGUUUCGUGCGCAUGAGAUGGAGUGCGUGAACGGUGCUUCUUCUAGUUUGGGCAUCCAGCACCUCUCGUCCCUCAACAAGGCUGAGAUAGAAAUUGGUAGCGACUGGUAUGAGUAUGACGUGGACUACAACCCAGUGGAAGAUGAUCAUGAUGGCGCUGCCCGAUGUAUUUCAAGAGCCAUUAAUGCUGCCUUCGAGACACUUCCCAACCGUCCCACUGCCAGCUUCAGAAGAGUACAUAGCAACAUGCAUUGA